Messenger RNA from Cheilinus undulatus (humphead wrasse), 1749 nucleotides. RefSeq lists its product as uncharacterized. Bases 136 to 1749 code for a protein of 537 amino acids. NCBI's taxonomy places the organism in Eukaryota, Metazoa, Chordata, Actinopteri, Labriformes, Labridae. The transcript is spliced from 10 exons. Gene Ontology annotation, molecular function: transmembrane transporter activity. Gene Ontology annotation, biological process: transmembrane transport. The record is from RefSeq and is a predicted model, not a curated record. Gene Ontology annotation, cellular component: membrane.
UCUGCUCUCAUACAUGACUGAUGCUCUCUCUGCCAGCUCUGUUUGUUGUUUAUGAGACUUUUGGACCUUCUGAGUCAUUUCUACAUAUAAACUGUUGGGCACUUUUAAAGUGUGCACCUCUAAAUAACCAGAGACAUGAAUUUUGAUGAUAUCCUGUGUCUCAUCGGGGGCUUUGGGAGGUUCCAGAAGCUCCUGUAUGUGUGGAUCUGUCUACCUCAGAUAUUCCUGGCAUUCCACAUGUUCGUCUCUAUAUUCACUGGGGCUGUUCCUCCACACUUGUGCCGCCCCACCUUGACCUCAGCUGGGGCUCCAGCCUCGACCAACUUUAACCUGUCCACCUCUGACGGCUGGACUCAGCUGUCCUGCGCUGCCCCCUUGAACCACAGUGGCCUUGGAAAUGGACUCCCUGUUGGAAGCUGCCAGGGGGGCUGGGAGUACAGCACCGAGACCUUCCAGAGCACCAUAGUGACUGAGUGGGACCUGGUUUGUGAUGAUGCCAAACUGAACAACCUGGGCUCUUCCUUCUACAUGUCCGGCCUGCUGGUGGGAGCACUGGUGUUUGGAUACUUGGCUGAUAAGUACGGCCGCAGAAACAUCAUCCUCAUUAACCUCGCCAUCCAGGCCAUUUUUGGCGUUGGAGCUGCUUUCGCCCCUAAUUUCUACAUCUACACGGCUCUUCGUUUCAUCGUUGGAACAUCUAUCUCUGGCAUCAUCAUGAGCGCCUUCGUCCUGGGCACAGAGUGGACCGGAUCCAAGCAGCGCAUGCUGGCAGGAAUAAUCACAGACUACUCCUUCGGUGCUGGCUACAUUCUGCUGGCUGGCGUGGCAUACCUCAUCAGAGACUGGCGUAAACUGCAGUUAGCUAUUUCAGCGCCUGGUUUCCUCUUCAUCUUCUACAUCUGGGUGUUGCCAAAGUCAGCUCGCUGGUUAAUGGCCAACAACAGGAAAGAGGAAGCGUGGGAGCUGAUCCGGAAAGCCGCUAAGAUGAACGGGAAACCUCUAACCAAAGAUCUAGAGAUGUGUCAGGUCUAUAAAACUGAAGAGAAGACGAAGGUAAAGAGAAAACACUCAAUCAUUGACCUUGUCCGGACCCCAAAGAUGAGGAAGCAGUCAUUAAUAGUGUUUUAUCUCUGGUUCGCCAAUGUGCUGGUGUACUACGGCCUGUCCCUCAACAUCUCUGACUUCCAAAUGAACAUCUAUCUGACCCAGAUGAUCUUCGGCCUGGUGGAGAUGCCAGCUCGCACCAUCACUCUGUUCACACUCAACCGCUCCCGCAAGAUCUCCCAGCUGGCCUUCCUGGCGGUGGGCGGCACGGCCUGCCUGCUCACCAUCUUCAUCCCCAGUGACUUGUCCGUCAUUAAAACGGUGCUGGCCAUGAUUGGGAAGUUUGGGAUCACAGCUUCUCUCUCCAUCAUUUAUGUCUACUCAGCUGAGGUGUUCCCCACUGUCAUCAGGCAGAACGGGAUCGGGAUCGGCUCCAUGUGCGCUCGGACCGGAGGAGUCCUGGCCCCCCUGUUGUACUUCCUGAAGGGCAUCACUCCUCAAGCUCCCAUGUUCCUUUGCGGCAUCUGCCCUCUGCUGGGCUCCGCCCUCACCCUGAUGCUGCCUGAGACGGCCAACAAGCCUCUGCCAGACACCAUCGAGGACGUAGAGGGCCCCGACCUCAGUGAGGAGGAUGGUGAUGUGAAGACGGUCGUCCCUGACUCUACUGUAAAGAAAACGGACGCCGUCUACAUCAGGACGGACUGA